GCCGCAGAAAUGUUUCAAAUUCCGGUUCACAACCUGGAGACCAUCCGGAAGGCCCGGAAAAGGGUGAAAGGCAUUCUCGUGGACAUCGGGCUUGCCAGCUGCAAGGAGUUACUGCAUGACUUUGAAAGUUGUGACCCAGGAGAGAAAUACUUCUGCAGCACAUCUUGGGGCGAUGUCUCCCCUUGGGAGGUCUCCGGAAAGAGGAAGCGCUACAGGACCAAGCCGUACUGCUGCGGUCUGUGCAAGUUCUCCACCAAGCUGCUGUCCUCGUUCAAGAGCCACCUGCACCGCUACCACGACGACGAGAUGGACCAGGAGCUGGUGGUCUCCUGUCCCCAGUGCGAAUUCGCCUCUCAGCCCCAGACGGUGGGGAAGCACGUCUGGAUGUUUCACACGCCGCCGCCGCCCCCGCCUCCGCCGCCGCCUCCGCCCCCGCCGCCCCCGCCUCCGCCCCCGCGCAAAGUCCAGAACUACGUCGUGAACUUCCUAGGGGAGGCCAAACAGCCCAGGAGCGACGUGAUCAACUUCACCUGCUUAAAGUGUCACUUUACCAACACCCUCUAUUACGGCAUGAAGCAACACGUGCUGGUCGCCCACUUCAACUACUUGAUCCACUCCUACUUCGGGCAGCGGCCCGACGGGGCGGAGCGGAGGGACGCGGGCGGGGCCCCGGGCCCGGCCCCCGACAGGUACUACUGCAAGAGGUGCAAGGCCCGGGCCGCCAGCACCGAGGCGCUCAUGUACCACAUCCUGACGGCCGAGAGCCACCGGGACCUGGACAGCAAGCUGCGGUCGCUCAUCGCGGAGCACGUGGCGAAGAAGGCCGGGCCCCCGAAGCCCAUGCAGAUCGCCCCCAAGCCCGUCGCCCCCAAGCCCGCCGCCUCGGCCGCGCCGCCCCGCCUCCGGCUGGCUCUGCCGCCCGACCCCCAGCGCCCGGCGGUGGGGCCGCCCCCCCCGGCCCCGAACCCCGUCCGGACGCUGGCCGUGGCCUCCGGCGCCCCCGGGGCGGUGCCGCACGCGCUCCCCGUGGGCGCCCAGUCGUCGCACGUGACUCUGCUGUCCGGCCCCCUGCCCGGGGGCCAGAGCAACCUCACCCUGCAGGCGUCGGUCCCCCAGCCGGUCUUCGUCUCCCACGGCCUCCCGCUGGUCCAGCCGGUGGGGCCGACGGUGCUGCCCUUCAACCGCCUGGCGGGGCCCGGCCGCCAGGCCGCCGGGCCGGGGGCCCUGCCCGGGGGCCGGGGCGCCCGGCCGGCCGGGCCGCCGCAGGUCGGCCGCUCGGUUGGCCCGCCCGCCCUCCCCGGAGCCCAGCCCGUCGCCACGGGGGUCCUCCAGACCGUCUUGCCUAAAGUCCUCUCCGCGGGCCAGAGUCUGCCGGCGGGUCGGUCCGGCCCGCCCAGGGUCCGGCCCGCGGGUCGGUCCGGCCCUCCCGGGGUCCGGCCGGCGGCUCAGUCCGUCCUCCCGGGGCCCCGGCCGGCGGCUCAGUCCGUCCUCCCGGGACCCCGGCCGGCGGCUCAGUCCGUCGUCCCGGGUCCCCGUCCGGCGGCUCAGUCCGUCCUCCCGGGACCCAGGCCGGCGGCUCAGUCCGUCCCCCCGGGGCCCCGGCCGGCGGCUCAGUCCGUCCCCCCGGGGGUCCGGCCGGCGGGUCAGACCGUCCCCCCGGGGCCCCGGUCGGCGGCUCAGUCCGUUCCCCCGGGGCCCCGUCCGGCGGCUCAGACCGUCCAACCCGGGUCCCGGGCGGUGGGUCAGAACGUGCCCCCCGGGGCCCUGCCGGUGGGGCAGAUGGUCUCUCCCGGGACCGUGCUGGUGGGCCAGACGGUCCUGCCGGUGGGGCAGGCGGUCCCGCCCGGGGCCCUGCUGGUGGGCCGGAGCGUCCCCGCCGGGGCCCUGCCGCUGGGGCAGAGCGUCCCCCCCGGGGCCCUGCUGGUGGGCCAGGGCGUCCCGUCCGGCCCCCUGCCCGUGGGCCAGACGGUCCCGCCCGGGACCCUGCUGGUGGGCCAGCCGGUCCCGCCGGGGGCCCUGCCCGUGGGCCAGACCCUGCGGCCCGGGACCCUGCUGGUGGGCCAGCCGGUGGUGUCCGGCGUCCUCCCGGCGGGCUCCCCGGUGCGGCCGGGGCUGCUGCGCCUCGCUCAGCCGGGCCCCCCGCCGGUCAGACCCGCGGUGUCCCCGGGCGCCGCCUUCCUCACGGCGGGCUCCAUCCUCAGGCAGCUGAUCCCGACGGGGAAGCAGGUCAACGGGAUCCCCACGUACACCCUGGCGCCGGUGUCCGUGUCGCUGCCCGGGCCGGCCGCGGGGGCCCCGCCGCCCCCGCCGCCCGGCGGCGGCGGCUCCCCCCCGAGCCCCCCGGUCGCGGCCAAGCCCCCUCCGGCCCCGGCGGCUCCGACGGCGGCGGCCCCGCCGGCGGCGGCGGCCCCGGACCCGGGCCAGGCCCUCAAGCAGGCCAAGCAGUGGAAGACCUGCCCCGUGUGCCACGAGCUGUUCCCGUCCAACGUCUACCAGGUGCACGUGGAGGUGGCUCACAAGCCGAGCGGGGCCAGGGCCGGGGAGCGCCUGGAGCCCGAGAAGCUGGCCGCCUGCGCCCCGUUCCUGCUCUGGAUGAUGGAGAAGACGGUCCGCUGCCUCUUCUGCAAGCGGUUCCUGGGCGAGAAGGAGCUGGCCAAGCACCUGCUGACCCACGGGCUGAGCUGCCUCUUCUGCCCGCGCUCCUUCCACAGCCUGCGGGGCCUGGCCGAGCACAGCCGGGCCUCCCACCGCGGGAAGGAGAAGGCCCACGUGGACUACGGCGACCGCGGCUUCCGGUUCGAGAGCGACGCCAGCGGGGACCUGCUCUUCCCCCACAUCGACUUCGUCACCACGCUGCCCCGCGAGGAGCUGGGCGAGCGGGAGGUGUACCUGGCGGUCCUGACGGGCAUCUACUCCCGGGCCCUGAUCCCCGUCUACAUCAAGGUCCGGCCCCAGGCGGCCGGCGCGCCCGGCGGCCCCGGCCGGCCCGCGCUCACCUGCCCCUUCUGCUUCGGGGCCUCGGGGACCCCCGAGGCCUACGAGGCGCACCUCAGGGAGCGCCACCACAUCACCCCCACCGUGCACACCAUCCUCAAGGCCCCGGCCUUCAAGUGCAUCCACUGCUGCGGGGUGUACACGGGCAACAUGACGCUCACCGCCAUCGCCGUCCACCUGCUGCGCUGCCGGAGCGCCCCCAGGGACGGGGGCCCGGCCGGCGCGGGGCCCGAGCCGCCCGUCUCCCCGGGCAAGAGGAAGGAGUCCGCUGUCCCCCCGGGGCCCGAGGGCCGGGAGCCCUCGCUCGUGGACCCCGACCCGGACCCGGGGAGCCCGGGCCCCUUCAAGAGGCUCAGGGGCGACGGGCGGGCCGAGGGCCCCCUCCUCCCCGACGACGCGCUCUGCGUCCUGGCGCUGGACCCCACGCGCUACGCCCACUGCUCGGCCGAACAGCGCAAGCAGUUCCUGGUGGACUACUUCCACCGGAGGCCCUACCCCAGCCGGCGGGAGCUGGAGCUGCUCUCCUCGCUGCUCUGGCUCUGGAAGGUCGACGUGGCCUCCUUCUUCGGGAAGAAGAGACGCGCGUGCCUGGAGGCCAUCCGCCGCCACACGCCCGCCGUGCUCCUGGGCUUCAACAUGGCCGAGCUGAAGAACGUGAAGCACAGCCUCAGCCUGAGGGACGACACGGGGGACUCGUAGGGAGCGGCCGGGGUGGGGCGGGGACGGCCCCCCGCGAGGAAGAGGAAAACCAAAGCGGGUGUCUACGGCCCGGCCCCGGGAGGGCCCGUCCGGCCGGGC
Molecule: messenger RNA, 3792 nt
Organism: Tachyglossus aculeatus (Australian echidna)
Lineage: Eukaryota; Metazoa; Chordata; Mammalia; Monotremata; Tachyglossidae
Gene: ADNP2
Product: ADNP homeobox 2
Exons: 4
Coding region: 10-3693 (1227 amino acids)
Biological process (GO): regulation of gene expression
Cellular component (GO): nucleus
Molecular function (GO): DNA binding
Source: RefSeq, a predicted model, not a curated record